Messenger RNA from Diachasma alloeum, 347 nucleotides. RefSeq names its product venom serine protease inhibitor. The transcript has 3 exons. Bases 7 to 279 code for a protein of 90 amino acids. The record is from RefSeq and is a predicted model, not a curated record. NCBI's taxonomy places the organism in Eukaryota, Metazoa, Arthropoda, Insecta, Hymenoptera, Braconidae.
CUUAACAUGUCGCACAUUGGGUUAUUUUUCCUCAUUGCCCUGGCGAUGGUCUUCGCCUCCGGUAUAAAUGCUCAACCACAGUGUGGCGUUAAUGAGGUUUUGGACGAGUGUCCCGAUAACUGUCCACCGGAUCCCACAAGACCCCCUAGAGCCUGCAUCCAGAUAUGCAGACCUGCUUGCGUCUGUAGACCCGGUUACGUGAGAAUCGUCAAUCGCUUCGGCAAUCGUGUAUGUGAGGUACAACGCCCAGAAGAAAGACCUAUAUCCCCUGAUAAUUAAAUAUAACAUAUAUAUAAGGUACAUUUUGAAUCUAUUUUUAGCAAAAAAGCAAUUUGAAGCAUAAAUGC